AUGAGAAAUCCAGUUCCAGGUUAUCUUCAAAGAUUUUAUGAUAGUAUUUCUCACAAGGAUAGCAUUUCUUUAGGUUUUCAAUUAUGGGUGGCAAAUGGGGCAUUUGUGAACAAGCCCGUAGAAAAUACUGACCUUGGGUUGGCACAGUUUGAAGCGCAUUGGAGACCAGUUAUCAUUGGUUACUUAAAUGUGGUGAAGAAUAUUCAGAACAACAAAAUAAUCGAAGCUUUUGAAUGCAGCAACACAUUGUUGAAGGCCAUGAACCGCAUUGCUGAAAAGGAAGAUGAUUGGGUUUUGACUGCAUUGAAAACAGUGGUGAGAGAUUUGAAGUUAUUGGCCAUUGAUGCUGACAACGAAGUUAAGAACAAUCUAUCGAUACCCGAACCAACAGAAAAAUAUAUUCAAGUUGCUGCAAGAACUAUCAAUAGAUCUUUCACAAUAUGCCUCAACGACAAAGAGGAGAAUAAAGCUCGCAACAAAAAGAAGGCUGUUUACUUUUUCAUUGCCCAGAUGUAUCUGAUCUACUUCAGUUUAAGUAAUUAUGAUUUAGCAGGGUCUGUUCAGAAAGCUUGUCAACAGAAAAUGAAUGAAUUACCUUCUUUGAAAGAGAUCCCAAAAGGCAACGCUAUUUCCUACUUGUAUUAUAAUAGUUGUUUAUGCGCAAACGAUGGUGCAUUCGAGAAAGCCUAUGACAACCUUAAUCAAGCUUUGCAAUUAAUUGGAGGGGCAGCAAUUUCAAUAAAAUACAAGAAUCAGCAACAGAGUAUUCUUUUAAUGUUGGUUCCGAUAACCUUCUUAAUUACAAGGCGCUUACCGAGCCAAUACAUGCUUGAUAAUUUCCCAAAAGUCAAAGCAAUGUAUGGUGAUAUCUUCAAGUAUGCCAAAGAAGGUAAUUUGAAGAAUUUCAAUGUUCAUGUGAAAAAAAUUGAAAUUUUCUUGCUAAGAAAGAACUUGUACUUAGUUUUUCAACAAAUUAAGACCUUGGUGAUUUGUCGAUUGUUCAAAAAGACUUAUUUGAAUAUCAAAACUUUGCCAAAAAUAUUCCCAAUAUAUUACCAAUUGCCAUUGAGUGCUUUUGCCAAAGCUUUGGACUUCGCCAACAAUUACACUCCUGACUCACAAAAAAUGGAAACUCGACGUAAUAGUGGCAAGGUCAAUUUUGAUCUUGAUGCUGCUGAGUGCUUUGUGGCCAAUAUGAUUUUCUCUGGAUGGAUCAAGGGUUAUAUUUCUCACAGCAAAUCUGUGGUUGUUGUGAGUAAAUCUCAACCAUUUCCGAAGUUGGUAAAGUUGGUUUAG
This is a messenger RNA of Saccharomycopsis crataegensis, 1296 nucleotides long. RefSeq lists its product as uncharacterized. Gene Ontology annotation, molecular function: RNA binding; double-stranded DNA binding. Gene Ontology annotation, biological process: poly(A)+ mRNA export from nucleus. The record is from RefSeq and is a predicted model, not a curated record. The transcript has a single exon. Lineage: Eukaryota; Fungi; Ascomycota; Saccharomycetes; Ascoideales; Saccharomycopsidaceae. The coding region runs from base 1 to 1296 and encodes 431 amino acids.